AUGCCACCAAUUCGUGGUAAAAAAGCUCAGAAAUCAGUUGAUCAGGAAGGCAAAAUCCUGCUAGCAAUUAAGGCUAUCAAAAAUGGCCGGGCUACCUCCGUUUCCGCAGCUGCUCGCUUUUUUGAAGUCCCGCGGUCUACGCUGCAAGCCCAGCUGAAAGGGAGGACUAGUUGGUGUGAGACGAGGUCACCACGCCUUAAACUCACCCAGCUCGAAGAGGAAACAAUUCAGGAUUGGUUAAUCUCUAUGGACAAUAGAGGUGCUGCUCUUACGAUCGCCAUGUUGAGAGAUAUGGCCAAUUUACUACUCCGAAACCGUGGAGAUGACCCCCCCCCCCCCCCCCCCCCCCCCCAACCACAGACUGUCAGCAAAAAUUGGCCAACACAGUUCAUCAAACGACAUCCUUUGCUUUCUAGUCGAUACUCUCGUAAAUAUGACUAUCAACGCGCCGUGCUGGAAGAUCCAAAUGUCAUUAUUGAGUGGUUCAAGCUUGUUGAAAAAACGAUUGCUCAAUAUGGUAUCACUUCGGAUGACAUCUACAACUUUGACGAGUCAGGGUUUGCGAUGGGAGUGAGUGCGACCACAAAGGUCAUUACGCAGUCAGUCUACACCGGUCGGAGGGGCGUUUUGCAACCUGGCAAUCGCGAAUGGGUGACUGUCGUUGAAACAAUUUGCGCCUCCGGUCGAGCGCUCCCACCAUACGUUAUCUUCAAAGGCAAAAGAAUCAUGGAACGAUGGCUUAGUGACCUUCCAACACAUUGGACUGUUAACGAUACUUCAUUCCGCAAUCAUCUCACCCCGGAAUUCGACAAAAUUGGCCAGGAAAAUGACAUUGUUCCAAUCCGCAUGCCUCCGCAUGCCUCUCAUCUUUUACAGCCUCUUGAUGUUGGUUGUUUUGCGGUGUUGAAGCGAUCUUACGGAGGCCGGGUUGCGGAAUACACCCGAUUAGGCAUCGAUUCUAUCGAGAAAAACGACUUCCUCCAGAUCUUUCCAGAGGCUCGUAACGAUGCAUUCAAAGAGCCUAUCGUUAAAAGUGCCUUCGCAGCUACUGGUUUAGUGCCAUUAGACCCCGAUCGGGUGCUGUCAAAGCUGACUAUGCGCCUUCAAUCUCCGCGUCUACCGGAUCGACCAGUUUCGCAAGGUUCGACAUCAGGUAGCAAUAUCUCGACCGGUGUACCUCGGACGGCUAAGCAGUUAGCAAAACGCAAAGCUCGGAUCGAUUCUGGUCUGAGUUCAGCUGCUGAUAAGAUCAAUUCGCCUACAAAAGCUGAUCUUCAACAGUAUCACAAUAUGGCAGUCAAGCUGGUUCAUGGGGUUGUCUGCUUGAGGGAUAAACUCGAGCGUUCACUGGACGCGAAUAGAAAGCAGAACAAAAAGAAGUCAUUAUCAAAUAAGCAGUUAGUUCACAAAGGCAGUAUAACGGCGAACCCGGCUCCUCCGACUGAUAACCCGACCUUGAGCCUACACUCCCUGUUUUACCCCCUAUGCGCCGGCAAAUCACCUGUUCUGCGUGUGGUCAUAAAGGGCAUUCGAUGA
Penicillium bovifimosum is the source of this 1536-nucleotide messenger RNA. RefSeq lists its product as uncharacterized. The transcript has 4 exons. The record is from RefSeq and is a predicted model, not a curated record. Bases 1 to 1536 code for a protein of 511 amino acids. NCBI's taxonomy places the organism in Eukaryota, Fungi, Ascomycota, Eurotiomycetes, Eurotiales, Aspergillaceae. Gene Ontology annotation, molecular function: DNA binding. Gene Ontology annotation, cellular component: nucleus.